AUGGGGCUGCAGAUGCACUUUUGGAAAGAGACACUUCUGAAGGGACUGUGGCCCAUAAAGGACACAUACUGGGACAGGGAAACCCUGAGGGACUGUGGCCAGCAGAUGGCCCUUGCUGGGACAGCAAUGCUGGAAAGUGUGAAGAGGCUUGCAAAAUCAGUGGAAGCAUUUCGUAAAAGUAUAAAGCAGAUAGAUCUGAAACUGCAAGAUACCUCCAGGUCUGAAGUCCACGAAGCUGAUAAAGCAAAGGAGGAAAAGAAGAUUGUACGUUUGCUGUACCCAGACUCAUUUUUGUUCAAACGGUGGGGUAAAGAUUUAAGGGAAGAGGAGCAAACUGUCGCACAGAAUUUGUUCUUAAGUUAUGGGUAUAAUGUUUACCUCAGUGACCGUCUACCUCUGGAUCGACCUAUCAAAGACACCAGAUCUCCCAGCUGUAUAAUGAAAACAUAUCCAAAAGACCUUCCAACACUCAGUGUUGUACUUAUAUUUAUGAAUGAGGCACUGUCAAUCAUCUUACGUGCAAUUACUAGUAUAAUUAACCGAACACCAUCUCAUUUAUUGAAAGAAAUCAUCCUGGUAGAUGAUUACAGUUCAAACGAUGAUCUAAAAGGACCUUUGGAAACACGCAUCAAAAAUUAUGAUAUAAACCAUCCUGGACUGCUGAAGAUUAUCAGACAUCAGAAAAGACAAGGCCUAACACAAGCCCGGAUUUCUGGCUGGGAGGCAUCAACUGCAGAUGUUGUUGCAAUUUUGGAUGCCCAUAUUGAAGUGAAUACUGCAUGGGCUGAACCUAUUUUGUCUCGAAUAAAAGAAGAUCGCACUGUUAUAAUAUCACCAGUAUUUGACAAUGUUCGUUUUGAUGACUUUGAGCUUCUUCAGUAUUCACCGGCUGCAGAUGGAUUUGACUGGGCACUCUGGUGUGCUUAUGAAGCUUUACCAGCUGACUGGUAUGCUCUUAAAGAUGAAACAGCUCCCAUCCGGAGCCCAUCUAUAAUGGGGAUUUUUGCAGCAGAUAGGAAAUUUUUGGGUGAGAUUGGUGUACUGGACAGUGGAAUGCACAUAUAUGGAGGAGAAAAUGUGGAACUUGGCCUGAGGGCCUGGCAAUGUGGAGGUAAAAUAGAAGUGCUUCCUUGUUCAAGAAUCGCUCACUUGGAAAGAGCUCACAAGCCCUACUUGCUGGACUUAAGUGUUGCAAUGAAACGCAAUGCCUUGCGGGUAGCAGAAGUGUGGAUGGAUGACUACAAGAACAUGGUCUACUUUGCAUGGAAUCUUCCAAUUGAGAAUCCUGGAGUAGACUUUGGAGAUGUUUCUUCCAGAAAAGAGCUGAGGAAAAAACUGAACUGUAAAGGCUUUGACUGGUACAUAAAAACCAUUUACCCUAAUUUAAUAUAUCUUCCCAACAUUGUUGGCUAUGGAACAAUGAAAAACACAUUGAAAGAAGAUAUCUGUAUUGAUCAAGGCCCUGUCCCUGGAAACACACCAAUUAUGUAUCCCUGUCAUACAUACUCAUCACAGCACAUCUUUUAUCACACUACUGGAGAAAUGUACAUAGGAGGUUUACAUGCCCAAUUGAAUUCAGCUGAUAGAUGCCUAACGGACCCUGGGAAUGAGGACCUGCCAGUUUUAGAGCAAUGUGACACAGCUGUGAAUAAAGGCCUGAACUUGCACUGGGAUUUUAAGCAGGGAUCAGCUGUAAUCAACAGGAGCACUAAAAGAUGCCUUGAAAUCGCAGCAGAUGAUACAGUUUCACACAGGCUUGUUAUCCGGACCUGCACAGGACAAAGGUGGAAUAUCCAACAUACGGUUAAAGACUGGGGAAAGACAGAAGACCUGGACCAGAAGACACAGCACUCAAAGCAUUGA
Messenger RNA from Mesitornis unicolor (brown roatelo), 1863 nucleotides. RefSeq names its product polypeptide N-acetylgalactosaminyltransferase 8 (gene GALNT8). Gene Ontology annotation, cellular component: Golgi apparatus. The transcript has 11 exons. The record is from RefSeq and is a predicted model, not a curated record. The coding region runs from base 1 to 1863 and encodes 620 amino acids. Lineage: Eukaryota; Metazoa; Chordata; Aves; Mesitornithiformes; Mesitornithidae.